AUGGCCGAAGUCGAUAUUGCGCCUCAGUUUGGCGCCGAACUGAAAGAUGGCUUCAAGCCGGUCCAUGCCUGGGUCUUGAAUGGCAUUGCCUGGCUCGAUGACAUUCAGCAAUUCUACCGGGAACGCAGCGCGAUUGAGAAGGAAUACAGCCAGAAGCUCAGCGCUCUCGCGAAGAAGUACUAUGAGAAGAAGGCGAAGAAGACCAGUAGUCUCAGUGUGGGAGAUACACCAACUGUAACACCAGGCUCUUUGGAGAGCGCUUCUAUGACUACCUGGGGUGUCCAACUCACCACGCUGGAGAGUCGGGCUGCCGAACAUGACCGCUUCUCGAACCAAUUGAUCUCCUCCCUGGCCGAACCGCUUAAACACUUGGGCAAUAAGUACGAAGACUUGCGAAAACAGCACGCCGAGUACGCCACGAAGUUGGAAAAGGAAAGAGAUGGCAAUUACGCCGAUUUGAAGAAGACCAAGGACAAAUACUACGGCGUGUGCCAGGAAGUGGAGAACAAGAGGAAGAAGAUUGACAGCAGUUUUGACCAUGGCAAACAAAAGGCUCAGACGGCAUUUCAACAACAGCAGAGCGAUAUGCGCAAUUCCAAGAACACAUACUUGAUUACGAUCAAUGUCACCAACAAGCAGAAGGAACGGUACUACCAUGACUAUGUACCUGAACUGCUGGAUUCACUGCAAGCCCUGUCUGAGACUCGAACUUCUGCUUUGAAUAGACUAUGGACCACAGCUGCUUCUCUGGAAACGCAGACCAUGACCCAUUCGACCCAAUUACUGGAGCAUCUGUCUGCCGAGAUCCCUCGAAACAACCCCGUGCUGGACAGCAUGAUGUUCGUACGCCACAAUGCUGUUCAGUGGCAGGAUCCAGCGGACUUUGUUUUUGAGCCUUCACCAGUCUGGCUAGACGACGACACCAUGGCUUCAGAUCCACAGAGCAGGACGUUCCUUAUGAAUAUACUAACAAAGUCCAAGUCAUCACUAGGCGACCUACGACGGGAGUGCGACGCCCGGCGGCGAGAGGUCGAAGGGGUGAAACGAGUUCGACAGCUCGUCAUAGAAGGGAAAGACAAGCGAGACGAGGUUGAGGUUGUCCGAGCGCAGUUUCACAACCAGGAACUGCUGCAUGAGUCCGAACGGAAGCGGGUUACUGCGGAAGUUGAAGUCAGUACAAUCACGUCUGCUGUUGGAGAUGUUUCUGCUUCAGCACGGAACCACACUUUCAAGAACCAGACUUAUAAAAUCCCAACGAGUUGCGAUCUAUGUGGUGACAGACUAUGGGGUUUGAACGCCAAAGGGGUCAGCUGCGAAGAGUGCGGCUUCACAUGCCACACGAAGUGCGAGCUCAAGGUGCCGGCAGAUUGUCCCGGAGAGUUAAACAAGGAGCAAAAGAAGGCCAUCAAGGCGGAACGUCAAGCAGCUGCCCAGGCGCAUGCCGCCAGUCCUCCAGCGACCAGCAAUGGCAACUCCGAUGUGCCGCCCAAUCUGCAACGAAGCGAUACGAUAUCAUCCAUGAACACGCUAUCAUCUGGCUACGCGGCGAGCGCGAACCGAAGCGUGUCAGGGACGGUCAAAUCUACGGAUGAGACCAGCACCGCCACGGCCCCUUCGCCUACAUCAAAGAUAACUUCACCGGCAAGGCAUCGUGUCAUGGCGCCCCCUCCAACGUCAUAUGUCAAACCGAACGGCGACUCUGCGCCAGCUCCCGAAGACCAAAGAGGAAAGAUGCUCUACGCAUACCAAGCCAACGGCGACGGCGAAAUCUCCGUCUCAGAAGGCCAAGACUUCACAGUCGUCGAACCCGACGACGGCUCAGGCUGGAUCAAAGUCAAGCCCUCCUCAUUCGGCGCCGCAGCAGGUCUAGUCCCAGCAUCCUACGCCGAACUCCAAGCCCCAGCACCUCCAUCGAAAUCCCCCAUCGAUGAACGACCGGUGAGCAUGGCAGCCUCCGCGUCGACGACCAGCCUUACGGGUUCGGAUACAGGCGCCAAGACGAAGAAGCAAGGACCUGCGGUGGCGCCUCGGAGGGGUGCGAAGAAGGUCAAGCAUGUCGAGGCCAUGUAUACGUAUCAGGCGUCCGGGCCCGGGGAGGUGGAUAUGGUGGAGGGGGAGAGGAUGGUGCUUGUGCAGGCGGAUCAGGGCGAUGGGUGGUGUGAGGUGGAGAGUCGGGCGGGGAAAGGGGUGGUGCCUGCUAGUUGGGUGAGGGAGGUUUAG
Zasmidium cellare ATCC 36951 is the source of this 2220-nucleotide messenger RNA. RefSeq lists its product as uncharacterized. Gene Ontology annotation, biological process: regulation of actin filament polymerization. Lineage: Eukaryota; Fungi; Ascomycota; Dothideomycetes; Mycosphaerellales; Mycosphaerellaceae. Gene Ontology annotation, molecular function: protein binding. The record is from RefSeq and is a predicted model, not a curated record. The transcript is spliced from 2 exons. The coding region runs from base 1 to 2220 and encodes 739 amino acids.